AUGGGGCCUCCAAAAGAACAGAGUCUCUGGAGACUUCCAUCUAUGCUUGUGUUUGGACCUCAAGGGCGAAUUUCCUCUGAAGAUCUUACUGAGCUACGCUCCCGCCUUACCUCAGAUGAAUGGCUCUCGAAACUGUAUGCUGCCGCUCAGGGCUUACAUAACUUCUGGUCUAAUCUGGUCCGUUUCGACUCGGAUCUGGCACAGGUUGCUGGAGAGUCAUGUUUGCGUGACUUUGCGGAGUGGUUGUCUCACGCGCGUCCGUUUCCAUGCCAACCUUCAGAAAUGCCGGCCACUCUUGCGUUUCCGAUAAAUUUUUUGUUUCAACUGUGUCAUUAUGGAGCUCUUCUACGGUUGAUGAAUGAAGACAAUAGACAAGGAGCGGUUCUCGAGAGAUUAGGGGAUGGGGGAGUGCAGGGCUUCUGCGUUGGUUUCCUUUCUGCUAUUACCGUCGCCUCUUCUUUGAGUGAGGAGGAACUUAUCGAGACUGCCGUCCGCGCUCUACGCUUGGCUGUUUGCAUCGGCGCUUAUGUCGAUAAAGACGCCUUCUAUACCGAGCCGGCAUGUAUCUCCGUUCGUGGAAGACAGACAGAAACAAGAAGUGAAGAAAGGGUUGCAGAGGUCCUUCAAAAUUUCCCUGAGGCAUACAUUUCUGCCGUCACUGAUGAGAUAUCUGUGACAAUUACAGUCUCGCGCAACAAACUGGCGAAGUUGAAAGAAUCCUUGACAGCUGCUGGGUUUCUUGUCCAAGAUGUUCCAGUCAAUGGCCGGUUCCAUAACUCUGCCUAUGCCCCCGAGGUAGAAAAGCUCGUUUCCGUGUUUAAAGGCGAUUCCGACCUCCGUUUCCCCGGCCCGGAGCGGUUGCGUGUCGGCGUCCGGUCCGCCACGGACGGGAAAAUGAUCAACCAAGGAGAUCUAGUCCGGCACAUCCUGGACAAUACCCUGCUUAAGCCUGUGGUUUGGUACAAGACCCUGGAACUCUCCACGGCCUCUUUAUCGCCAGGUCCAAAGUGCAUUGCCCUAGCAGGCCUCUCAAACAGCUUUCCACAAUCGCUAUGUGUAGAGCCAGAUUUACGCCUUCUGAGCCUGCGCGGCCUUACAGAUGACCAUGCCAAAACGAUCCAAGAUAACAACAUCAACGGGCUGGGCGGCAGCCAUACGCCUCCGCACACACCUCCAGGAUACACCUUCGGAGGCCGCGUGUCGGACUGGGAGAAUGGUCACGACAGAUACUCAGGCACUCAGAGAAAACCAGCACUACCCGAGUUUCCACCCCAUUCUGUUGCCAUUGUGGGAAUGGCAGGAAGGUUUCCAGGCGCCAAUUCAGUCGAUGAGCUCUGGGAGCUGAUAUCUACCGGAAGCUCGACGGUGACCAGCCCCCCUGAAAGGGUUGGUCUGGAUCAACUCGCAGAAGACAAUUCACAAGUGAGAUGGUGGGGAAACUUCAUUGAAGAUCAUGAUGCAUUCGAUCACAAGUUCUUCAACAAAUCCGCUCGCGAGGCUACGGCAUGUGAUCCGCAGCAGAGGAAGCUUCUCGAGGUCGUCUAUGAGGCCCUUGAGUCUUCGGGAUACCACAGCGCGGAUUCGGGAGUCGACUCAACCGACUACGGCUGCUACAUCGGCGCCGUCAUGAACAACUACGCGUCCAAUGUCAGUUGCCACCCCCCGACGGCUUAUGCAACGAUGGGGACUUCGCGAGCCUAUUUCAGCGGCGCCAUCAGCCACCACUUCGGCUGGACUGGGCCGGCGACGACAAUCGACACGGCCUGCUCGUCCUCCCUCGUGGCCAUUCACACUGCGUGCCGGGCCAUCGCGGCAGGCGAGUGCAGCCGCGCCGUUGCGGGCGGUACGAAUGUUAUCACGUGCCCGCAUGAUUAUCGAGACCUCAAGGCCGCGGGAUUUCUCAGUCCAACGGGCCAGUGCAAGCCAUUCGACGCCGGCGCCGACGGUUACUGUCGUGGCGAGGCCGUGGGCGUGGUCGUCUUGAAAUCGCUGGACGCAGCGAUCGAGGAGAAGGACCAUAUCUUCGGCGUCGUUGUCGGCUCGGCCACCAACCAGAAUCCCAAGGAGGGCCCUAUCGUUGUGCCGAACUCGAAAGCCCAAGCCAGUCUCUUGAAGAAGGUCAUGGACAUGUCCGGCGUCUUGUCCGAGGACGUUACCUACGUCGAAGCUCAUGGCACAGGCACCGGCGUGGGCGAUCCGAUCGAGGUUCAGAGUCUCCGAGAUGCGUUUGGCGGACCAUCGAGAACCUCGACACUUCACUUCAGCUCGAUCAAGGGGAACAUAGGCCAUGCCGAAGCUGCGUCUGGGGCUGCCGGCCUGAUCAAGACGAUUCUCAUGAUGCGCCAUGAACAGAUACCGCCUCAGGCGAGUUUUGGCACCUUGAACCCAAACAUUCCAGCGCUGGAACCCGAUGGGAUGGCCAUUCCUCGAGAACUGAUGCCCUGGAACCCAAGAGACCGCGUUGCUUGUGUCAACAACUACGGAGCGGCUGGGAGCAACUCGGUUGUGCUUAUCCGUGAAGCGCCAUCAAUCAACUAUGAUGGAACAAUGGCAGAUUUAGCCACAACGCCGCCCUCCAAAUGGCCUUUGAUUCUGUCUGCAGCGAAUAAGGCAUCGAUGUCAACGUAUGCCCGAAAGCUACUUGAUUGGGUUCGACACGCGAGGGCUGCGAAGUCAGCAGACAUUUCUAUCACGGACAUCCUCUUUAACCUUGCUCAUCGGGCCAACCAUGCCCUGGGACACAUCGCGGCGAUGCCCGUAUCUGACAUCUCUGACCUCGAGUCAACAGUCUCUGUGAUUGCCUCUGGAGAAGGCGUCUUGACAACAAGUACAUCGCCGCCACCGCCGGUCGUACUAGUCUUUGGAGGGCAAGAAGGCCGCUUCGUCGGGCUUUCGGAGUCAGUGUACCAGUCGUCGCAAAUCUUCCGUCAGCAUCUCGACACCUGUCAGCAAGUCUCUUUGAACUUAGGUCUUGAUGGACUGUACCCUGCUAUAUUUCAGCAAGCUCCCGUCUCCGAUCUCAUCACCCUGCAUACUGCUUUGUUUGCCGUUCAAUAUGCUUCUGCACGUGCGUGGAUCGACUGCGGACUCAAGGUGGAGGCGGUCAUAGGGCAUAGCUUCGGCCAACUGACCGCCCUCUGUGUUGCUGGCGUGUUGUCUCUUCUCGAUGCGCUAAAGCUAGUUGCUGGCAGAGCUUCGCUCGUGGAGAAGCACUGGGGCGGUGCAGAAGCCGGCGCAAUGAUCGCUUUACAUGCUGAUCGAAAGCAAGUUGACGAGAUACUCCAUGAGGUGAGGAGCAAGGCGGGUUGUGUCGAGAUUGCUUGCUUCAAUGGCCCCAAAAACCACGUUGUAGUUGGCUCUGCCGAGGCUAUUCAAGACGUGGAAGCUUUCGUUGCCAGCAGAAACCAACCGCGAACCUCCAUCCGCAGCCAAAAACUAGAGGUUACGCAUGGUUUCCACUCAAGAUUCACAGAAGCUUUACUGCCUCAACUAUCAGAGCUUGCAAAAGGCUUGGAGUGGAAGGCUCCGACCAUCCAUCUCGAGAUUUGCAGCGAAAUGCAGACCACCCAAACGCCCGACCAUCGACUAGUGACCGAGCAUACCAGACGCCCAGUAUAUUUUCAACAGGCUGUCGAGAGACUCAUGCAGAAGUAUCCGCAGGCUACCUGGCUGGAAGCUGGACGUGGGCUUUCAACCACACACUUGGUUCAAGCAUGUGCCCAGGAUCCUGGGCGUCACUCGUUCGUGGCUCCACGAUUGACUUCAUCAAGUGCGCAGGAUUCUCUUGUCGACGCCACAGUCAGUCUCUGGAGAGAAGGCCACGCUGUGCAGUACUGGCCGUUCCAUCGAAGCCAACGGUUUCAGUACCGGCAUCUCAGCCUGCCGCCAUAUCAGUUCCAGAAGACCCGACAUUGGCUCCCUUAUAUCAGACCAGCAUCUGGCAUUGAAGAGAACUCCCCUGGCACACAACCUGAAGAAGUGAAGAACCAAGAAUUCCUGUCCCUUCUCAAAGGUGACAGGUCUGCAGAAGCACAGUUUCGCAUCUCGACUCAAAGUGACCGCUUUCUAGCCUUAACUGCAGGCCAUGUCAUGUGCGGCCAGGCUCUUAUGCCGGCCUCAGCAUACAUCGAGGUUGCGUCAAGGGCCGCCCUCAAGCUUCAAGGGGAUAUGGAAGCCACGACCUGGACUCCUUCCAUCGAGAACCUUGCAAUGCGGGCGCCUAUAGGGGUUGGCUUGGAUCAAAAACCACUCGAUGUCAUCAUGAAAAUGAAACGUCUUGAUAGCCCAGAGCCAUCGUGGUCUUUUUCGAUCACGGUAAAGUCAAACCCAGGUGAUGAUCGGGACUCUGUCCCAACUCACGAAACUACAACCGGAUCUGUGCACCUACAUCGGCGUACAGAUUCCCAAGUCGCGCAAGAGUUAAGACGGGUUGACUCGUUGAUCGGCCACCGCCGCUGGGAGCAGAUCACGACCCAUCAAGAUGCCGAGGGGAUGCGCGGAAAGCACAUUUACCGGGCGUUCGGCCAGGUGGUGGAGUACUCGGAUGCUUUCAAGGGUAUCAAGACCAUCGCCUGUUUGGGAAGUGAAGCCGCAGGAACAGUUAGCAUCUUGCCCGGCCUUGACGACCCGCCAGAUCAACGUCAGGCCGAUACGCCCAUGAUCGACAGCUUCAUGCAGUUUGGCGGGUUCUUGGUCAACUAUUUCAACGAAGCCACAUCGCCGGACAGCCUCUUCGUCUGCCAUCACGUCCAACGCGUGCAGUUCGGACCGGCGUUCACCCCGGACGGCAAAGAUUGGUUCGUUUGGGCAAACAUGACCUCUGUCGACCAGGGCAACCUGUCGGCCGACGUGUACGUUUCAGACACGCACAGUAGAAAGACGGUGUUCACGGCGCUGGGUAUGACCUUUGGAAAGAUAUCCCGCGCCUCGCUCACGCGAAUGCUGGGUGGUUCUACUGCUCGCGACGUGGAGUCUUUGAGCGCGUUGAAGACUAGGGACAGAGGACCAGCGGCGAGAGACGAGGUGGUCACUCCGGCCGGCGAGAAACCCCCCGGGAACAACAUGAGCAAACGAGCAGAGAUUUUCCGCAUCGCGGCUAGCAUCACUGAUAUCCCCGAGAACGAACUAUCUGGGGAGAUGCCCUUAGUCGAUAUUGGGGUGGACUCGUUGGGGGCAACCGAGAUGGUUGGCGACAUUACCUCAACCUUGAACGUGACCAUCGACCUGGCCACGUUCCUGCUCUUCCCAAAUAUCAAUGCCGUAAUUGCUCAUGUGGACAGCCAGCUGGGGUUGCAACCACGGAUGGAGAAUGAAGCCGCAAAAGACCCCCAAGUCUCGAUGUCUCAUGGAGACAUGAAUGAGAUCGCUAAGGUCACAAAGCCAAAGAGAGACAACGCACUCAAGUCGGAUCACUCGACCCUGCCGAUCAUCAGGUCCAUUCAAGAAUCUUUCGACGAUGUCCGUCUCAGUUUUGACCGCCUCGGAGCAGGGGCCCAGGCCCUGGACUACUGGUCUGACAUAUACCCUGAUGAUGUCCGCCUUGUCCUGGCAUAUACCACAGAGGCGUUCCACAAACUGGGCUGUGAAUUGCGGAAUCUGAGACCAACAGAGCCUGUACCUGAAGUUGAGGGCAUUCUGCCUCGACAUCGACAGCUUGUGCGGCGAUUGUACCAGCUCCUGGAAGAUGAAAAUGUGAUCAAAAGGUCUGCCAGCGGUGACUACGUCAGAACAAACAAGACUAUAGAGACCACAACCGAUGAGCAGAUUUUCGGCGAGAUUAUCGACAAACAUCCGCUGAACAGUCCGAUCCGUCACCUCUUGCAGGCCGUGGGGCCACAUCUCGCAGCCUGUCUCGUGGGGGGCGAGGACGCGCGCCAAAUCUUGUUCGGUAACCGACUGAACAAGAAGUGGCUGGAGCAGCUGUACAUGGAGUGGCCGAUGCUUGUCACGGCAACGAAGCUUCUCGGAGAUUUUAUGCUCCACGCCUUCAGGAAGACCAGCGGCUCAGGGCCCCUAUCCGGCCCCUUUCGCAUCUUGGAGGUUGGAGCGGGAACAGGGGGCACGACGCGCCAUUUAGUCGAUCUCCUCACCAGAAACGGUAUCCAGUUUGAGUACUGCUUCACCGACAUUUCCGCGUCACUCGUACAAAAGGCCAAGACGUCGUUUGCAGACGUUGACGGUAUGACCUUUGCCGUUCUGGACAUCGAGCAGGAACCCGCGGCCGAGCUCGCCGACGGGUUCCAUGUCAUCAUAUCGACAAACUGCAUCCAUGCCACCAGAAACAUCACGCAUAGCCUCUCCAACCUGCGCAAGAUGCUCCGCGAGGACGGCGCGCUCGCGCUGAUCGAGAUGACGGCGCCGCGCCCGCUUUACGUGUUCGACGUGAUCGUCGGUCUCCUGGAGGGGUGGUGGUUAUUCGAAGACGGCCGCUCGCACGCGCUGGCUGACGUGGACUUUUGGGCGCGUGCAUUCACAGACGCAGGGUUCCGGGAGGUUCUCUGGUCUGACGGGGCGACGCUCGAGGCCAAGACCGUUCGUGUCUUGUGUGGGUUCCGGACGACGGGUGCUCCGCGGAUCCCACAGGAAACGAGGAAAAGGAACGGUGGGAGUGGCGCGGGAGCGGGCGACGUCCGUAUACAAGAGGUGGUCUACAAGACUGUGGGACCGCAGGAGAUCCACGCGGACAUAUACUGUCCCUCAAUUGCAGACCCAGCGAGGAAGAUGCCAGUUGCUCUAAUGAUACACGGCGGGAGUCACGUGAUUUUCUCACGGAAGGAUAUCAGACCACCUCAGACGCGCAUCAUGCUGGACAUGGGGCUUCUCCCAGUGAGUCUAGACCACCGGCUCUGUCCAGAAACACGGUUGGUCGAUGGCCCCAUGGUCGAUGUCUGCGAAGCCGUUGAGUGGGCGAGGACAACGCUCCCACACAUCGAGCUCACGAACACCGACAUCAAGCCUGACCCAGACAACGUUGUUGUCGUGGGAUGGUCCUCGGGAGGCCAGCUGGCGUUGUCGACUGGGUGGACGACGGUGGAAAGGGGACUUCGACCCCCUAACGCUAUCCUGGCGUUCUACUGUCCAACUGACUAUGAAGAUGAUUGGUGGCAAAAGCCCAUCCAGCCCAUUGGGGCCGAGGACAAGGGGGAAGACUAUGAUGUGCUGAAAGCAGUCCAAGAUAAGCCGAUCACGAACUACGGCAUCAUCGGUGCAUGGGAGCCCCUUUCCGACCCUCGCAUCCGCAGUGAUCCCCGCGCUCGCAUUGUCUUGCACAUGAACUGGAAAGCCCAGACGCUACCUGUCGUCAUAGGAGGCCUACCCAGCAGGAGCCUGGCCUCCAGGGAGCGACCCGAAAUUCAAGACUGGAAUGCAUUGACGCAGCCUCCGAUAGAGGAGGUCCGACGAUGCAGCCCCUUAGCCCAGGUCCGCAGCGGCAGCUAUGCGACGCCGACAUUCAUGGUCCACGGCACGGCUGAUGACUUGAUUCCCUGGCAGCAGUCCUUCCGCACUGUUGAAGAAAUGAAGACUCGUGGUGUCGAUGCCCAGUUGGUCUUGGUGCCGGAGGGCCCGCACGUUUGUGACAUGAGCCAUGAUCCGGAGUCGGCGGGCUGGAAGGCAGUGCUGGAGGCCUACCAGUGGCUUGAAAACCACGCCUUUUCCCACUCUCGUCAUAGUUGAGCAAUCGUGGUCCCAGUGGUCUUGACGGUGGACAACAUCUUUAAGACCAUAAGCGUCGAAAGAAUUGAGUGAUGGAGGGAUGCAAUCGUUGGGGACGGCGAAGUCAUUACUUGUGCCGAGUUCUUUAUCGAUAACGCCAAGGAUGUCACUUGCAGAAGCAUCAUGAGAGAAAACUACCUAACGCAGCGUCGGAGGCGCCGGUGGCCGGGUGGAUGCAGGGUGCUUGAGAUAUGAGUUUUGUGUUACGGACUAGUGAGGGUCUUGUUAUCUAUGGUGGCACUGAUAUUGAAGAUUGUAGAUGGGGAACGAGAGCACCGGGUGACGGAGUAAAAGUACAGAGAAUACAAAUCGAAUUCUCUUUUGUUUGAAGUCAUUUUAC
Molecule: messenger RNA, 8053 nt
Organism: Colletotrichum destructivum
Lineage: Eukaryota; Fungi; Ascomycota; Sordariomycetes; Glomerellales; Glomerellaceae
Product: Putative Acyl transferase domain superfamily, peptidase S9, prolyl oligopeptidase, catalytic
Exons: 6
Coding region: 1-7674 (2557 amino acids)
Biological process (GO): proteolysis; secondary metabolite biosynthetic process; fatty acid biosynthetic process
Molecular function (GO): phosphopantetheine binding; fatty acid synthase activity; serine-type peptidase activity
Source: RefSeq, a predicted model, not a curated record